This is a messenger RNA of Lactuca sativa (garden lettuce), 1554 nucleotides long. RefSeq names its product SMR domain-containing protein At5g58720. Lineage: Eukaryota; Viridiplantae; Streptophyta; Magnoliopsida; Asterales; Asteraceae. The record is from RefSeq and is a predicted model, not a curated record.
GAGGGGUGGUGUCUGGGGUGAAUCAAUUUUUCAGCAGGUGGUUAAGGAGGUGGCUUAAUUUUUCCUCUAUGUCUCUCUUCGUCUCCCUUCUUCCGGCGGUGAAAAUAGUAACACCGCCGCUGUAACCGGUAGCCGCUAAAACCGGCGGCGACUAUGGUGGUGGUGGUUGUGAUGUUGACGGUAGUGUUAAGUGUUGGAGUUCUAACAAAACAAUACAGACAAAGAGGGAGGGGGGUUAUUUUCUCUUAUUUUUGUUUUAUUUAUUUCAAUCAAAAAAUUAAUAAAAUUAAUAAAAAAUCUGAAAAAGAAAAUAUCAAGGGUAAAAACGUCAUUAUAAAAAUGUUUAAACCAAAUUGGACUAAACUCGCAACAAAAUGAAAAUUUUGAAUAUCCGAUCGGUCCAAAUUUUUUGAACCAAAGUGACAAUUUUGAGCAACCUACGAGACAGUUUUGUCAAAGAUAAAAGAACAAGCUGAAACAAAACAUAUCCAAACGACGUCGCACGCCAUCCCUUAAUUAACAGUCCCCUAAAUCGAAAGGAAGAGAGCCCUUUUCUUUUCAUUUUGUUUAUGUUAAGUUUUCUGGAGCUACAACUCAAACACCCAUGAAAUUCGAUCGAUCCGUGAUAUUUCUCGACUUCUUGCUUUUUCGUUUUCACGAAAUAAGCAGUUGAACUCUCACUCUCUCAGGUUUUUCAUUUCAAGCGAAGAAAUGGCUGGUGCUGGAAGCAGUAGCAACAGGAGCUGGGCAGAUUUAGUGAAGGGUAAUAAUGGACCUCCAGAUCAUCCAACAAAGAGCUUUAAUGUAGACUUAGGAGAGAUUGGAGGAUGGAUAAAACUGUGCGAAGCACUAGCUUGGUGUGGAAAUUUGUUUGGUGAUAUAGAUUUUAUAGACACUGAAAAGCUUGAUUAUACUCUUGUGAGGGCUGUAACAAAGGAAAUGUGGAAGAAUGCCGAAUUAUAUGACGACCUGGCUGGAAAGGCCAAAGCACAACACCGAAUGAGUGAGUAUAACAAAUAUUCGGAGCUUGCAAAGAAACUUAGAAUUGGAGCACAAAAUCAACAAAAGAAAGACAGCAUACGUUUAUUUGAUAAACGACAGAAAGAAUGUAUGACUGUAUUUGAACUUAAUUGUCAUGAUCAGCACCAACCUGAUGCAUACAAUAUGCUUGUCAUACAUCUUUGGAUUGCUUCUCAAAUCAGAAGUAUACAAAAGCUUAAGUUGAUAACAGGUUAUGGGAAAACAACAGGAACGUGUGUCUUGCAACCAAUGUUUAUGAAAAUGCUCGACGAUAUAGGGAUUCAUUACAGCUUUGAAGAGAAUAACCCUGGUGUAUUGAUUAUUGAUGUUGAGGACAUAGGGACUAAUUUCAAAUUAGGUUAAUUUUCUGUUUUUUGUUUUUUGCCUUUUGUUUUUGCAACAAUCAUUUGGCUAUUCACUAGUAGUAUUAACAUCACAUGUGGUAUCAACCAUAGAACAUUGACUUUAACCUUUGCAACAUGCAUUUGGUGGAAAAUAUUUUUAUGUUUGAAAAAAAAUACUUAUUAAACAAUA